This is a messenger RNA of Dovyalis caffra, 186 nucleotides long. NCBI's taxonomy places the organism in Eukaryota, Viridiplantae, Streptophyta, Magnoliopsida, Malpighiales, Salicaceae. The record is from the annotation of a GenBank genome assembly.
AGAGAGAGAAGUAGUGUCACUUUAGAGCUUCGCAAAGAGUUUAGGUUUCGAUUUUGGAAGGGCGAAGGUGGAAGCGAUGCAUGCGAACGGAGGAGUUUGUUGAGGAAUGAGAGUAAAGGUUCUUUGAAGAUGAACAGUGCACACACGGUGGCUGUUUCACCGGACUUUCGUUUUAGCAUAUACAAG